Molecule: messenger RNA, 3778 nt
Organism: Melanotaenia boesemani (Boeseman's rainbowfish)
Lineage: Eukaryota; Metazoa; Chordata; Actinopteri; Atheriniformes; Melanotaeniidae
Gene: ptger2a
Product: prostaglandin E receptor 2a (subtype EP2)
Exons: 3
Coding region: 249-1343 (364 amino acids)
Biological process (GO): cellular response to prostaglandin E stimulus; inflammatory response; positive regulation of cytosolic calcium ion concentration
Cellular component (GO): plasma membrane
Molecular function (GO): prostaglandin E receptor activity
Source: RefSeq, a predicted model, not a curated record
CCGUCCAACCACUCACCUUCAAACCAGAGCGGCUCUGUGACAGAGAAGAAGAAAGAAAGAAACGAUCAUUUCAACUAUACAAGUUCUUUCUUUACAGCCCAAAUCAUGAAAGACGGAAUUAAACACGCGAACUACGGGGAGAAACUUCAUGAAGCAGAAUGGCUGCAGAUGACUACUUAAAGACUCAUUUUUAAGACUUUUGGAAUAAAAGACAGUUUUAAUUUAAACUGAGCCACCUUUCUGCCAUAAUGGCAAAAGAAAACGACAUGUGCCACAUCAAGGGUCACAUCGACGCUGAUAAUAGCCCGCUGAUCAGCGCCUUCAUGUUCGCUGCAGGCAUCUUCGGCAACGUGGCCGCCCUGGUGAUCCUGGAAAUCCGCCGGCACAGAAACUCCAAGAGCAAGGGUGUGCAACGCAGUGCAUUGUUUCACAUCCUCAUCACGACGCUGGUGAUUACGGAUCUGACUGGGACUUGCUUGAUCACCCCACUGGUGCAGGUGUCGUAUGCGUGGAACAUGACUUUGGUCGGGAUGUCCAACAGCACUCACGCAGUGUGUCACUACUUUGGUUUUAGCAUGACUUUCUUCAGCCUGGCCACCAUGUCGCUCCUCUUAGUGACAGCGCUAGAGAGGAGCUUUGCCAUAGGCUACCCCUACUUCUACAGCCGCCAUGUGACCAAGAAAUGUGCUUACAUCACAAUCCCAUUGUUAUUUUGUUUAUGCAUUUUAUUCUGCCUGCUUCCUUCUGUGGGAUUUGGUAAAUAUGUACAGUACUGCCCUGGCACAUGGUGCUUCAUUGACAUGAAUCCAGAAGAAAAGGAAGACCGCAUCUAUGCCAACCUGUACGCCACUCUUAUGCUGGUGCUGGUGCUGACCAUCGCUGCGUGCAAUGGCUUUGUGGUGUACCAGCUGUUCAGGAUGUACCAACGCCGGAAGAGGCACGGCUCAGUGAUGGUGACUAUGACAACCAACAGCCAGCGCAGGGCAGUUUCCAUGGCUGAGGAGGUGGAGCACCUGAUUCCUCUGGUCUUCAUGACCAUCAUCUUCAUCAUCUGCACACUGCCCCUGGUGAUCCAAGUGUACAUCAACUCAACGGGGACAGAGUCUGAUACUAGGAGCCUGAUUGCUCUCCGGUUCAUCUCCAUCAACUCCAUCAUCGACCCCUGGGUCUUCAUCCUCCUCUCCCCCAGUGUGCUGCACUUUUUGUGGUUCUCUCUCUGCCGAACCCUCCUGAGGACCUCCAGAGAUUCUGUGUUUAAUGAGACGCUGGUCAAUAAGAAUUCUGCAAACCUGAAACACUGUGGCCAGACGCAAAAUACACAUAUUUCUACAGCAGCUGUAUGACCGCAGCCUCGCUUUGUUGUUUAUAUUCAUUAGGCUGAAAUGCAUUUUCUCUUGUAGGAUCUCAUGAGCUGCAGAGAUUUGAUGGGAGGCAACAUCUCUCCCAUGAGGUGGAUGUUUAUUUCUGGAUCUUUCCGUUAGAUAAAACCAUCUAACUGAACCAUUCGCUUCCACCAACUUUUAACAUUUCAGCCAAGUUUAAAGACAUUAAAUUGAGGGAGUUUUUUAUGUUUAUUAUACGUUUAUUUUAUGUUUAUUAUUAUAUGUUUAUAUUAUAAAGGACACUUUGCCUUUGUUGCUGCUAUGACUUCAUGUCACCUGGUUUAGAUGAAUUGAUGAAGCCUUUCUGUUUCUGUUGUAUGUUCAUCUAGAGAACAUACCAUAAUAAAUCAGAAGAAAAUCGCUAGUAAUAUAAAUACAACCAGUGACAGAUACAGUUAUUUGAUGAGCUUUAUGAAAGAUUACAAGUUAUUUCCUCCCGGCAACAUUUCCUCUUAUUAUUAAAGAAGCAUGAAAUCCAUAAAAAGUCGAAUGAAAUUAGGAACUUCGGCUCAAAUUGGAGGAAAUCCAGCUUUCUUAAACUGAAGCAAGAGGAAAUCAACACGCUGCAUCGUGAUUCAACUUAACACACAUUCAAGUUUAACUUGUGUAAAUGCUCAGUUUGAGCAAAGGGGACGAAGCCUGGAGACGAAGAUUUCACUCGGAGUGAGUGAUAAACAAAAACAUGUUACUUUUAUUUAUCUACUCAGCAUGUCGCUUUCAGGAUUUCAUUAAAAUGUUCAUUCAACUGCAAACGUUGCUUCUUAGACAGUGUUGAGCAACUGUAGCUCGGGUGGGUCAUUUCAGGGGGAUGGUGGUUUGAGUUGUCCAAGAGCAAGACACUGAAGCCUAAAAUCUCAUUGCACAAACCUCUUUGUUGGUAAAAAAAAAAAAAAGUCUCAUGUUUUAGGGAUGAAGCAGUAGUGGUGGAUCCAGAAAGCCUCGGUUAAAGGACUGGACGACCACUCCUGCAUAAGCCUUACCCUUUGAGACUUGAGGUUACUUAAUUUUCUGCUUGAAAAUUGCAUCCAUAAUUAAAUUAAUAUAUCUCUACAACCAAAAGAUCUAUUUGACCGUCUGUUCUCAGCUUUUAAAAAUAUAUAAGGGCACUAAAGGAAGAGGUUAGGACUGAGGGGAGGAUUUGGGCCUAAGUUGCUGCUUAUUGUACGGCCAGCAUCUCACAAGGCAGCUUUACUGCUAUUCGUGUGUCUGUUUGUGUGAAUUUGGAGAACAGCAGACCAUUAUUUAGAGUAUAGAUGUAAUGCAUUUAAUGAGCCAAAUUACUGCAGAUAUCAUGACCAUAUAGUCUCUUUGUUAUUACAGCUUUUACAUGAUGAUUCCUUUCCUGAAUGGAUUGUUUUCUGUAGCUUAGAUUAAAGCAGAAAUGUGGUCAUUUUGCAGAGACGCUUACAUUCAGCAUUAUUCACAGUAAUUCUUUAAAAAGGACCACAGUCUGCUUCAUAAAUGGGUUUUUACUGGAGAACAGAACUCUGUCACCAUUUCCACCCUGAAUCUUUUUUAAUGCUCUUGGUUGAAAGUUAUUUGGAAAAACUAUGAAAAGACUUAAAGACUAAAGGGCCAUUUGAAACACAUUAGUUUCACAAGGGAACAUGUUAAAUGUCACUCAGAUGGCACAAAAAAAUUAUUUUAAAUUUCCUAUUAGAGCACAGAUGGGAAAAUAUUGUAAUCUAAAAAUUAAAUCCCUACACUAACUUAAAAAGUAUUAGUUUGAUUACAGCUGCACUAAUAAAAGAUAAACUCCCCUUCUGUAUCACUUGGAAACGCCACUAUGAACCCAGUUUCCUGGCAAAAGCUGGUGGUUUUUUGUUUUUUUAGCAGUAAAAGUAGCUACAACAAAUUUUUGAGGGAUCUCCGGUCAUAAAUCUGUCAGUGAAAAAAAGAAAACAGAAACCAUGCCAACUGGAAUAACUGGUAUUGCGUAAAAACAGGGAACCAGAUUUAAUUGCAGCAGUCUGGUCUGGAGCGAUGUGUCAUUUGAGAGGAUGGCAGGAAGCUUGUUGCACUGUGACGUCAGCAGUUUGUUGCCUCUUGGUUCUGAGCUCAGCAUCGAGAUGUUCAGUAUUUACCACAGUGACUUGCUGCUUCCUGUCGAUGGGUGUGAAUUUAGCUUCUGAGUGUGGAUGUUCCAGUAAUGUUUUUUUUUUUUUUUUUUUGUCUUGAGAGGAUGUGUGCAUGUGCCUACAAUAUGUGCAGCCUUUAAUGUAUGCAUGGUGUUAUAUUUGGUGUGUAUGGAUGUUUUGGCUAGACUAACAUAAUGUGAAUGUGAUCAAACCAGAAAGCUUUCUACCUGGAUGUCUCUUCAAGUACUGUAUGUGAAACUGAAUGCACUGAGCACACAAGUGUGUGUAUGUAUUCUGGCUUAUGUAAAUAAACAUCUC